GGAGGCCGAGAAGGCUGUGGUUGCUUCAGCCGUCGCAUCCCCGAGGGAGUCGUGUCGGCUAUUCGCUGUCCCGUAGGUCCGCCGAUCGGCCCGCGGGCUCGUGUGUACGCUCCCGACCUCGCCAGCCGCUCGCCGCUCGUCCUGUUGACCGCGCUGCCUGCAUCAUGUGCGGAAUAUUUGCUUACUUAAACUACCAUGUUCCUCGCACAAGACGAGAAAUCUUGGAGACCCUAAUCAAAGGCCUUCAGAGACUGGAGUACAGAGGAUAUGAUUCUGCUGGUGUGGGAUUUGAUGGAGGCAAUGACAAAGAUUGGGAAGCCAAUGCCUGCAAAAUCCAGCUCAUAAAGAAGAAAGGGAAAGUGAAAGCACUGGAUGAAGAAGUUCACAAACAACAGGAUAUAGAUUUGGAUAUAGAAUUUGACGUACACCUUGGAAUAGCUCAUACUCGUUGGGCAACACAUGGCGAACCCAGUCCUGUCAAUAGCCAUCCCCAGCGCUCUGAUAAAAAUAAUGAAUUUAUUGUUAUUCACAAUGGAAUCAUCACCAACUACAAAGACUUGAAAAAGUUUUUGGAAAGCAAAGGCUAUGACUUUGAAUCUGAAACAGACACAGAGACAAUUGCCAAGCUUGUUAAGUACAUGUAUGACAAUCGGGAAAGUCAAGAUACCAGUUUUACUACCUUGGUGGAGAGAGUUAUCCAACAACUGGAAGGUGCUUUUGCACUUGUCUUUAAAAGUGUUCAUUUUCCUGGCCAAGCAGUUGGUACAAGACGAGGCAGCCCUCUGUUGAUUGGUGUUCGAAGUGAGCAUAAACUCUCUACUGAUCACAUUCCAAUACUCUACAGAACAGGGAAAGACAAGAAAGGAAGCUGCAAUCUCUCUCGUGUGGACAGCACAACUUGCCUUUUCCCUGUUGAAGAAAAAGCAGUGGAGUAUUACUUUGCUUCUGAUGCAAGUGCUGUCAUAGAACACACCAAUCGCGUCAUCUUUCUUGAAGAUGAUGAUGUCGCAGCGGUGGUGGAUGGCCGUCUUUCUAUCCAUCGAAUUAAACGAACUGCCGGAGAUCACCCUGGACGAGCUGUGCAAACCCUCCAGAUGGAACUCCAGCAGAUCAUGAAGGGCAACUUCAGUUCAUUUAUGCAGAAGGAAAUUUUUGAGCAGCCAGAGUCAGUUGUGAACACCAUGAGAGGAAGAGUCAACUUUGAUGACUAUACUGUGAAUUUGGGAGGUUUGAAGGAUCACAUUAAGGAGAUCCAGAGGUGUCGGCGUUUGAUUCUUAUUGCUUGUGGAACAAGUUAUCAUGCUGGUGUAGCAACGCGUCAAGUUCUCGAAGAGCUGACUGAGUUGCCUGUUAUGGUGGAGCUGGCCAGUGAUUUCCUGGAUAGAAACACGCCGGUUUUUCGAGAUGAUGUUUGCUUUUUCAUUAGUCAGUCAGGUGAGACAGCAGAUACCCUGAUGGGUCUUCGGUACUGUAAAGAGAGAGGAGCUUUAACAGUGGGAAUCACAAACACGGUCGGCAGUUCCAUAUCAAGGGAGACAGAUUGUGGCGUUCACAUUAAUGCUGGGCCUGAGGUUGGCGUGGCCAGUACAAAGGCUUACACCAGCCAGUUUGUAUCCCUUGUGAUGUUCGCCCUUAUGAUGUGUGAUGACAGGAUCUCCAUGCAAGAGAGACGCAAAGAGAUCAUGCUUGGAUUGAAGCGGCUGCCUGAUUUGAUUAAGGAAGUACUGAGCAUGGAUGAUGAAAUUCAGAAACUGGCAACUGAACUUUAUCAUCAGAAGUCGGUCUUGAUAAUGGGACGUGGCUAUCAUUAUGCUACUUGUCUUGAAGGGGCACUGAAAAUCAAAGAAAUCACUUACAUGCACUCUGAAGGCAUCCUCGCUGGUGAGUUGAAACACGGCCCUCUGGCUUUGGUAGAUAAGUUGAUGCCUGUCAUCAUGAUCAUCAUGAGAGAUCACACUUAUGCGAAGUGUCAGAAUGCUCUUCAGCAGGUGGUUGCUAGACAGGGACGGCCAGUAGUGAUUUGUGAUAAGGAAGAUACCGAGACCAUUAAGAACACAAAAAGAACAAUCAAGGUGCCCCACUCAGUGGACUGCUUGCAGGGCAUUCUCAGUGUGAUCCCCUUACAGUUGCUGGCUUUCCACCUUGCUGUGCUGAGAGGCUACGAUGUUGAUUUCCCCCGGAACCUUGCCAAAUCUGUAACUGUAGAAUAAGGAGCAUCUGAAACUCUGGGCGAUGAAGCAACACAAGACACCUUUUAUAUUUAAAACCUUGAUUUAAAAUAUCACCCCUUUAAGCCUUUUUUAGUAAAUCCUUAUUUAUAUAUCAGUUAUAAUUAUUCUACUCAAUUUGUGAUUUUUGUGAAAUUACUCAUGUUUUUCCAGUAAUUUGUGGAGGAGUUUGAAUAAUGGAAUCUAUAUUGGAAUCGGUAUUAGAAAGAGAUUUAGCUCUCAUUUUCUUUAAAGGAUGCUGAGUGUUGGAUUUCUGGGCCCUCUACUUCAAUCCGAGAGGGUUGUAUGUUGUUUUUAAAAUAAUUGGCGUUUGUUUUACCACGCUUCUAUUCCUUCACCCCAAUGACAGCGGUAAUAUAUGCUAAUAUUUGGACGUUUAAUUAAGGUUUUGCUAAGUUAUACAUAAAGAGAAGAUGCUGUGAUUUAUUUUGAAAUUUGUUUUUAAAUCAAACUGUAAAACUUAAAAACUGAAAACUUUUCUUGGUGGGAUUUCUAUCUAAGUUAGUCUCUCAAACUUGUUGCCUCUUAUCUGUAGGUCGAGGUAACUUAGGAGGCUAAGAAGUCUAGUAGUGCAUUGGUUCUCUCCAGCCCUUAAAAGAAAAUAUUUGCACAGUUUCAUAGCACAAACUUUAAAUUUGAGCUGCUUUGGACAACUGACAAUAUGACUUUAACUUUGAAGAUGAGAUACAUACAUGUUGGAUAUCCUACUCCUUGUUUUUUUCUCCUAAAAUUGGUUUUUAUUUCCUUGUAUCUGUGGUUUUUUUUAAUGGCUGCUGAAUGACGUAUUUUAUCUUGUUCUUUGAAAUCACCACAGAGUUGCUAUCAAGUGUCUCAGAUUAAGUCAGUACUGAUAUAUUCAGAAUUCUCUUCAACUUUGUCCCAAAGAGGAAUUUCCUGAAGUUAAUUUUAACUUUCCUUCACUGCCUUGUUAUAUAAAACCAGUACCUUCCGUACUGGUAGUACAGCCAGUUUGGAAGCUCUUUGCGGUUGUUUGGAAGAUUUACAAGUCUUUUGACUAAUCAUUUGACUCUAAAUGUGUAUGGUGGGCUAGACUUAGGAAAAGCUACAUGCUUUCACUGAUACUAGUGAAGGAUUGCAUCAAAUUUAGAGUUAUUUCCUAGGUAUUUUUCUCUCUGUAUUUUCUGUGUUCUACCCCUGAAACAUGUUUAGGAAGGAAGAAGAUAUAAAUAAAUAAAGUGAUAUUGAGGUGCCUUCAGCUGGUUAGUGUGAGAAAGGGAAAUUCACAAUUUAGAUUAAAAUAUUUAGAGUAGAGUAUUCGUUUGACAUGCAAAAAAUUGUGAGUAGUAAUUUCUUCUUGGAGCUCUUUUGGCCAAAUCUUUGGGGUUAUAGGACAGCGUGUUUAUGUUUUGGUUAACUCCUUUUCUUUCAAGAGUUUUCACUUUUAAAUUGUGAAGGUACGAAAUUUAGCAUAAUUAUUUAAGAAAGCUUAGUCUUUUCCUUUUUCUGUGUUUGAACUUGUUGAGGUUAAGAUUUUCUAAUAGCUAUUGCUGCAAGAGAAACAUAGAAGUCUGCUUGUAUAUUAGGGUUAGAGAAAGAAUUGGCAUAUUUUGAGGUAAUUUGGAAGGACUCGCAUAGAUAGAGACUAGAAACCUGAUUGUUUUUAAAAAUGAAAUAGGGUUAGUAAUUACAUCAUGUACAUAUAGCUACUAGAGCUAUAUAUAUCUAUUUGAAUUGUUUCUAAGAUUAUUUUGUGUAGGCCUGCUAGUUUUAGUAUGUGAAUAGUGUCAGUUCUUAUGUUUUUUGUAUUAGCAUUUUAUGCACAUGAUUUACAUGGGUUUGUAGCAUUUCUCAGUGGUCUAAAGUUUGAGUCAGCAUUCUAAGUGAAAACUAAUAUGUGAAAUCAAUCAUUAGUUUUCACAAACUCUCUGUUUUUCUCUCUCAGACACACACACACAUACAUACACACACACAUUCUUCAAGCUAGGGUAAGUUCUAAACUGAAUAUCAAGAGUUGAAAUUAAGAACAAAGAAGUGAUAUUUUCCAAACAAACAUGGUUUCUCCUCCCUUUCCCUUCUUCUUGCUCCCUACCCUAUUUAAUGUAGUGGUUUUUAAAUGCUUUUAUAAGUAAUUAUGAACACAAAAAAGAUACUGUAAUGAGGCAAAUCACUAAUGAGCGUGCAUGCCCAGUUAAAACCAAUAUAAUAUAGGAUAAGAAAAUCUGAUUUUUCAAGAAAGAUAUUCUACAAAAGGAGUCCUUUAUAUAAAAAGUUAUUUCUUGUAGAGCAUUUAAAGUUUAAAUUCCCUUGUAUGUAACUUGGAGUUCCUUACCCCAGGCCAUGAGCCCUUUUUAGGCCGGGAGUCAUGUGUAACAUCUAACACAUGGCCUAGUAAAUGAUUGUUACUUUGGAGUCAGCCAGCUUUUCUAUCUUUUUUUAAUCACCUGUGCCAUAGGAAUAAAUGAUAGGAGGAGAACUAAUGUUAACUGUUUUUAGUUUGUUAUAACUAUGUCAACAACCAGUUAUGGGCAAGUAACUGUGCGAGGAACUGAAAAAUACAUCUCGUUUACAGCAAAGUGUACUUGUGCCCAGGUGGACUCAGCACUAGUGAAGACUAGGAUCAUUGGAAGGCACAGAGUGAGAGAGUGGAAAAUGGAGUUCAGCUGAGUGGUUAAGUAUUGUGAGUGGACUUGUUCACUUAAGUAAUGGUCUAACAUGUUUAUAAGAGGUGAAAUUCAUUUUGUAGAGUAAGCUGUUAUCACAGGCUAUACAUCCAUAUAUCUGUGGUCCUCUAAGGAAGAGCAGUCAUUAAAUGCAAAGGUGAGAAACAGUCAAGCGUCAGUACUCCUCAGAGGGAACUGACACAGGGUGAUGUGCAGAUGGGUUGUUGGUUAAGAGAGCUGAUACAGAUUUUCUCUCUUAGCUUUCUUGGAAAGUUGUUGCUGAGAUGGUAUUGUCUUAUCCUUUUAAAUACAGGUCUCUUGGCCUGAGUUAAUUUUGAGGACAGGAGGAAAGAAGCCUUUUUUUAGCUCCUUGGUGAUAUUCCUUUGACGCUUAUUUCUAUUAACUCGUCAAAGAAGGAAAAUCAGCUGAAAUGUUUGCUUUAACAUACAUUUUAAGAAGUCCUUUGGGGCGAGUUUUUUCUCAUAUCUUUUUUAAAAAUUAGGAUAUACUAUAGCAAUAAAAGGGAAAGACUAAUGUUAACUAUUUAUUGUGUGCUAUAACUUAGUGAUUUUUCUAAAAAGCACAAUGUCAUUGAAAAGUAUUUAUUGAAAAAAAUUCAUAGCUCACAUUGAAUUUGUGAAGGCCAAAGAAAUUGAAGGGAAUGGUAAAGAUAUUUUAGUCUUAUAUCCACGUAUUAGUAGAUUUUGUAUACCAGAAUUCCAGAUAGAGUGUUUUACCCAUGAAAACAUAUUUCAGAUUGCUUUCUUUGUUUUUAGUGUUAGAGUCUCAAGUUUAGAAGUGGUAACACUUAAAUCAGUUUUUUUCUCCACAAUACUUAAAGAUUGUUAAUACAUCAGUAUUUCCCUAGCUUGAUGAAUUUAACCAUAUCUUCAGAUCUCUGACAUGACAACCGAUAGGACUGGAUAACAUUAGUUUUGAACCAAUAAUAUCCAGGAUUAAAAUAAAAAUCAUAAUUAACUAGCAAGACUAUAAAGUUAUACCAUAUUAACUUUUAAGGCUGUAAUAGCUUGAUAUCAAUGUUAUGGAAGAUACCAUAAAUAAUGACUAAUGAGAACAUUUUAGGGAAUUCUUGAAUUACUUUUCUUACUAGUUUUCAGAAUGAAUAUAGAAAUGAUCCUGUUAG
Diceros bicornis minor is the source of this 5994-nucleotide messenger RNA. It is a transcript of the gene GFPT1, whose product is annotated as glutamine--fructose-6-phosphate transaminase 1. The transcript is spliced from 19 exons. Lineage: Eukaryota; Metazoa; Chordata; Mammalia; Perissodactyla; Rhinocerotidae. Gene Ontology annotation, molecular function: carbohydrate derivative binding; L-glutamine:D-fructose-6-phosphate transaminase (isomerizing) activity. Gene Ontology annotation, biological process: carbohydrate derivative biosynthetic process; UDP-N-acetylglucosamine metabolic process; fructose 6-phosphate metabolic process. Bases 165 to 2210 code for a protein of 681 amino acids. The record is from RefSeq and is a predicted model, not a curated record.